AUGGAAGGAAGAGGAGAGUUUGCUGAAGUAAAAGAAAGUGCUCUCCUCCCCAUGCUAACUGUUGACAUGGAAAACAAGGAAAAUGGCUCUCUGGAUGUCAAAAAUUCAGUAGAGAAUGGGAGACCUCCAGAUCCUGCUGAUUGGGCUGUUAUCGAUGUUGUGAAUUAUUUCAGAACAGCUGGAUUUGAAGAACAAGCCAAUGCGUUUCAAGAACAGGAAAUUGAUGGCAAAUCAUUACUGUUGAUGACAAGAAAUGAUGUACUGACUGGACUUUCAUUAAAACUGGGGCCUGCGCUGAAAAUCUAUGAGUAUCACGUAAAACCUCUACAGACACAACAUCUAAAGAACAACUCUUUAUAG
Messenger RNA from Indicator indicator, 360 nucleotides. RefSeq names its product sterile alpha motif domain containing 13 (gene SAMD13). Gene Ontology annotation, molecular function: protein binding. NCBI's taxonomy places the organism in Eukaryota, Metazoa, Chordata, Aves, Piciformes, Indicatoridae. The transcript has 4 exons. The record is from RefSeq and is a predicted model, not a curated record. The coding region runs from base 1 to 360 and encodes 119 amino acids.